CUUUUGUGCAAAUAACUGUAGUACAGUCCUACUGAUUCUCUUCAAAAAAACAAAAACCGUAGUGGUUGUGGUUUCUGGAGGAGUAGGAACAGUAGUAUUUUUGCACGACCGUGUCGAGAGGGUUAUAGCUUUGUAGUACAACUAUAAAAAUCUUCGUCACGAACACAAGAUGGCAGAUACCGUCGUCGUACUCGGUACUAACUUCUUCCACAUCAUGCUCCAUGUAAUACGCGUCGCGUACUUUGACUUUGCAUCACAGCUCUAGUACUAUGCAUGGGCCGUCACUGAAAAAAAGUUCAGACUGAACUUCGGCAUUGUUGCGUGAAUUGCACUUGCUCUCUACUCUCCUCGCUUUUAUCCCUGCGGCGUCGUCUCAAGACCCUGGAUCUGCAUACUGUCUCUCCAUCGAUUUUCAUCUUUCCCAUAUAAAACACCAGGUGGCGGUCUCUCCGGUAUGGCUGCGGCCAAUACCGUGAUGGAGCAUGGCGGAAAGGUCGUUCUCUUGGACAAGUCCGCGUUUUUACGAAACAAAAAGGCACCAGCUUCGAAGUGGUCAACGAACUGCAUCAUAUUCAUAUCUGCAAAGAGUCACUUUAUCAGGAUCUUGCCAAGAAAGUUAUUUGCACGACGUAACAGUAAGUGCGUCUAGGGGCAGAAAAGCAAGACUUCCUUGUGAUCGAUAGCCCGAAGAACACACCACAGACAAGGAAGUCCACGGUGUUCUUGACCGCGUAAACAAAUGUUGAUAUGGAGAAGCAGUAUGUACCAGAACCGCCGGGAAGAUGAACAUGAUCAAUUCUGUUACACCUUGUAGCGAAGCCUUUUUUUUCCUCUGCAUAUUCUUGCGGGGGCAACUCGACCAAGGCGACCUCGGGCAUCAACGGCGCCAACACGAAGUCCCAGAAGGCGCUGGGCAUCGAGGACAGUGUGGAGCUGUUUUCCUCCGAUUGUCUGAAGGGCGGAGCCAAGAAGCCGGAGCUGGUCAAGGUGCUGGCCACCAACUCGGGUCCGGACUGCGACUGGCUGAUGGACGUUUUUGGACUGGACCUCUCCCUCGUCGUAUCCCGAAAAAAAAGUGCAUACAGUUGCACGCACCUUGUUGGAACUCCAACUCUAGCAGUAUAGGCUUGUCCCGUACCAAUGACACACAGGAAAACUCACAAUGUGAAGAACAAGAAGCUCCUCUUCACGAAACACGCAUAAAGAAACUACGAGGCCCGCAAGCAUUUUUGGCAUGGAUGGCAUAGGUUUCUUGCUUCGUCUGCUGCAACGCAAGGUGUAACUGUAGCGCUUUUUUCUUUGCAUACGUCGCCCGACUGGGGGGUCACUCCGCGCCGCGGACCCACCGUGGUAAGGAGCGCUUCCCGGGUAUGACCAUCACCUACGCGCUGAUAUGCGAAUGCACAAUUGUUGUUCCCUAUGAAUGUUGCCUGAAUUCGCAUGAUCAGAUCUCAAUAUGCAAAUGAAGCUGCAUACUAAAAACUUAUGCUGGAGUCUGCAGUCAAUACACAUAGCCGCAGGAGUUCGACGUCGUAAUCUGCCUGCGUCACGAGGACGAAAUUGGUAGUAUGUGAUCUUGUAUUGCGAAGUGAAUUGGCUACAACACGGGGGGUAGUUGUGCAUUGUCAUACGUGAUCCAAAUGGUGGAGAAGAUCGCUGAGAAAACCAACGGCUCUGUCGCGCAGGUGGUCACGAAGGCCCGGUAUCAGAUGUGGUUGUGGUUGUGGUUGUUCUCUUGAGUGUAUUAGAUUCAGGAGGACCAUUAUGUUUAUGUAUGAGUCAUUGGUUCAAGCGGAUCAUGCGAUACCAAAAGUAGGUGGUGGUUUUGCAAGAUGAAUGCGACUGCAUGAAAAUGAAUGUUUGCGCAACAUACACAUGAAAUGCAUUAACAGUGCCACGAGCCUGAUCUUCCAGGGUGGAAAGGUGGUGGGCGUUAACUACGAGAAGGGUGGGCAGUCCUUGAAGCAGAUGGGUCCGGUCAUCAUCGCCACCGGCGGCUUCGGCGCCGACUUCUCGCAGGAUUCCCUGCUGGCCAAGUACCGACCCGACUUGAUGCACUUGCCGACCUCCAAUGGCGAGCACUGCACUGGUACACGAAUUUUAGAAUGCAUUUUUCGACGACACUCGUGCAUUGUACCAUCUCGUACUUCUCAUACAAUGUAUGGGUCACGUUUUUGCAGAAUGCAGCGACAUGCGGGAUAGCUGUUUGUCCUCGGGAUGUUGCAGUAGUUUCCGGCUAUAAAAACAACCCCAAACCGGCGUUGUCCCUUGAAUUUGAGAGAAGAACUUCAUCACAUUCUCGACGCAUGAGAGUACUCUUCAUCAGGUGACGGCAUCAAGAUGGGGGAAGCGAUCGGUGCCAAGACCUGCGACCUCGAGUGGGUGCAGGUGCACCCGACCGGUUUGGUGAACCCGAAGGACCCCGACGCGAAGGUGAAGUUCCUGGCUGCCGAGGCGCUGCGGGGCGUCGGCGGCUUGAUCUUCGACAACGACGGGUACCGGUUCGCCAACGAGCUUGGCCGUCGUGACUACGUCACCGGGGAGAUGUGGAAAAACAAGGCUCCCUUCCGCUUGUGCUUGAACAAGGUAAUAUUUCUGGUUCUUCGUACGUCGAUUCUCUAUAAAAGAUGUGACUCCGUCUAGGAGCAGCUUUAAAUUUUUUCGUAAAGGAAAAAUUUAAAUUUGAAUUUUGCAUUUAAUGAUUUUCUUUACCGACUACAAAAUGAAAAUGAACCUGGUAUCUGCAACUUCACAGGCCGCCUCUGAAGAGAUUAUCUGGCACUGCAAGCACUACACCGGGCGCGGGGUGAUGAAGUACUACGAGUCUGGCGCGGCUCUCGCGAAGGACAUGGGCGUCCCGGUGGAGCGCAUGGCCGCGGUCACCGAAGCGCACUACCAGGCCGCGUUGAAGAUGGAGAAGGACCCGGAUGGCGGUCCGUUCCCGGCCUACCCCAGCGGCAAGACCUGGGACGAACCCUCCGGUAAGACGGGCUCCGGAAAGAAGUUCUUCCACAACACCAUCCCGGGGUCGGCCUUCGCAACGGAACCCUUCUACGUCGCCAUCAUCACCCCGAUCAUCCACUACUGUAUGUUUUUUCUUUUCGUAAAUGAUCUAACUUUGUUCACGUCUCGUUCUUGUGCAGCAUCCUAUGUUCUUCAAAUCAAUCUUGAGCGUUUAGUACCUCCAAGCACAAGAACCUGCAAGACAAAUGAAUCACAAAACCCCGUUAUCAACCAGGCAUGGGCGGUCUGGAGAUCACCACGAAGUCCGAGGUGGUGGGUGCCGGUGGCAAGGUGAUUCCGGGUCUUUACGCGGCCGGCGAGGUGAUGGGUGGCGUCCACGGCAACAACCGACUGGGCGGCAACUCGCUGCUGGACUGCGUCGUGUACGGGCGCGUGUCCGGAAAGGCGUGCGCGGAAUACCUGCUGGGAUCGCGCUUGAAGGCCACGUCUCUGAAGGAGCUGUCCGGGGGCGGUAUCUCGGGGGGCGGUACCGAGAAGUCGGCUCUGUCCGGAGGUUCUUACGAGGACGAACCCAACAAGGGCGCCGCAGCUGCUCCGGCUGGUAAGUGAAUCAACAUUGAUUCGUCUUUCAUGAAAAAUCUUUUGAUUUUGCUCACUACAACCGCGACAAGAAAAAAAGACGGUAGGAAGGCCAAGGCGUAACACGACUUUUAUAAAGAGGAAUCUUCCUCCUGCUAGUAACUAACCCAAGUGUAAGUAUGAACGGAUCAUACCGACGGAAAUUCAAUACCAUGACAGCGGCCGCUGCAGGGGCGGGAAGCUCGGGAUACUACUCCCUGGACGAAGUUGCCAAGCACACGACCGAACAGGGUAAGUUGUAUCAUUUUGUUUGCUUGCAAAUUUUAACGCAACACGAUAUUUUUGCUGAGCUUGUCAUGCGGUCCGAUUCCGAUAUGAAGAUAGCUCUCUGUCAUGCAUCAGAAUGCAUCAGUACUGUACUACACCAGAAUCAAAACCUCUACCAUCAGACUGUUGGGUCGUGGUCGACGGGAAAGUGCUGGAUGUGACCAAGUUUCUCCCCGACCACCCCGGCGGUGCACUGGCAAUCCUGACCUUCGCCGGAAAGGAUGCAACCGAGGAGUUUAACAUGAUCCACCCGCCAGAUGUGAUCCAGAAGUACGCUCCGGACGCCAUCAUCGGGCAGAUCGGUAUAGAUACUUUCUCGGGAUCAGCACGCUCUUGCGGCGGCUAUUCCUAUUUCUUGUUCACUUCUAGAUAUAUGAUAUUACGUGCAUCAGAAAUACCAAGGCUAACAUGAGCUCCUGCAAAAUCAACGUAUCAAUUUUCAUACCGAACUACCUCAUUAGGCACGCCCCCCGCCAACGCUCCGGCGGCUGCGGGCGGUUUGGACGCGCCCCUGUUGAAGAAGUCUGCGGCCGCGGGCGACGCGUUCGCAAACGAGCAGGCGUGGGGCGGCUGGCGCGAGCAGAUGAAGGAGGAGAACCCCGGGGUCUUGUACGUCAAUGUGGGCGCGUACUUCACGGCCGCACUGAACAUGGCCUCCGCGUUUUUGUUGGAAAUUAUCCUCACCAUCUUCAGCAUCAGCAAUUUCAAAUUCACCAACGACCGGUCCGGUCUGACGCGGUCCGCGAUUCUGAUGAUCCUGUUCAUGGUGGUGCACGCGGUCGGAAACCUGCACAUCUUCCUCGGGCCGGACGACUUCAACGGCUACGGCUACUUCUACGUCCGACUGUACUGGACCUGCCUCGGGCUGGUGCAAGCCAACAUCGUGGAGGUCUACAUCGCGCUGGGUGCGGUUAUCCACGUCAUGGUCGCGCUGAAGCGAACUUGGGACAUCAACCGCAACUACGCACUGAACUCCGGAAAGUUGAACCUCGCGAUGACCGGAACGCUGUUGCUGGUCUUCAUGUUGAUCCACUUUAUCAAAUGUAAAAAUGUCUGGGUCUGGAAGGAUGCAAGGAUUGUUAUGCACAUUUUGCAUGACUCCUGAUGUCUGCGAUGCAUGCCCUAGCAUCACAGAUCUUGUGAGGGCUUUCUGAUGCCUAUACCGCAUGAGAAAUGCCCUCUCGCCGUGGCCAAAACCAGACCUCUUUUGCUGUUCAUGCAAUACAGAUUUUUGGAUAAUGCAGACGCAGCAUCACAAGUUACAUUCUUCCAGACCUAGACAUUUUUGCAAUCCAUACACUUGAAGCAGUUCCGAUUCGGCGAGACGCAGAAGUUCCUGGUCCGACCCCCACCGUACCUGGUCAACCUGCACCCGAUAUCCCCGAGAAAAAAGAUGAGACUACAGUACGACAAUAUUUGUGAUGCUGAUGCAAAACUGAAAAUCAGUGGUGCGCAAAAGACAAGAUCUCAGUAGACAGCUGGCUAUGUUGGCUAUGGACUCACGACGCCCGCCCAUGACAACUUUUGGCAUGUUAUUUUUUUGUCCGUGUAUUUAAUAUCAGCAGUGCAUGACAAACACAAAUGAAGAAAUACUCGCGAUGUUUUUCGCGGUUCUGACCCUAGAUCUCCUGCGUCCGAAGCUGCUUGCGGCGACGGUGCAAAGGUUUUUGAUGUGGCGCAGUCGGGUAUGCAUGACAAACACAAAUAGUUCAUCGUCCUACUAUUACUUAUCUUUUUUCUGUGUGAUACCCAAGCGACUGGCUGCACCUGCGCCUCUUCUGGUCCACGGACGAGAGCAUCACUCCGGUGCCGGUGCGCGAUAUCUACAAGCUGGAAUUCGACCUCUUCCAGGACGCCAUCUGGGUGCUGUGGUAUAAAUGUUGAUGGUCUUCUUGUCUACAACUAAGUGGAAACAAAAACGCAGCGCAAGAUGGAAAAUGGUUUAUAUCUACUUCAUCGCGCGGCAUGACUAUGACAAAUCAGAUUAGUUGAUCGCAGUGGCAUUUAUCAUCAUUAUAACCCGAUGAACCAGGUACCUCUUCUCCACCACAAUGUUCCUGAUGCAUGCCUGCUGGGGAUGGCAAAAGGUUGUUCCGUCUUCCCUGUUCAAGAUCCCGAAGGGGCACCACAAGCGUGUGAUACGGAUUGCAAAACUAUCGGACGUAUUUCGUACGAAUUGCAACAUCCGCAAUCUGAAACAGUAGAAAAUAAAGGGUGAUGAAUUUGUAGUGCAUUUUUUGCAGGAAAAAAAUGAAUUUGUAAUACUGUGGUCGUAGCUAAUAAACGAUAUUUAUCUGUCAUGCAAUAUUGCAAUUACUCACGAUCAGUGCGAUAGUUUUGCACGGGAUACGUGACCAACAUGGGAUACGUCAUCAUGGCCUGCAUCGCGUUGUGCUACUUCUCCUUCCCCCUCUACUGCUUCUUCUUCCCCAUGAAGCAGGGAGCGUUCGGCGUCAGCUAA
Amoebophrya sp. A120 is the source of this 6331-nucleotide messenger RNA. Lineage: Eukaryota; Dinophyceae; Syndiniales; Amoebophryaceae. The record is from the annotation of a GenBank genome assembly.